Messenger RNA from Ectocarpus sp. CCAP 1310/34, 612 nucleotides. The record is from the annotation of a GenBank genome assembly. Lineage: Eukaryota; Phaeophyceae; Ectocarpales; Ectocarpaceae.
AUGAGGAACGUUGGGUGCGCAACCAUGACGUCCUUCGCCCAAGAAGACGCCGCUGCCUUGAUGUUGCUGGCGGGGAUGAUGUACCUGGGAAUGGAUGAUGACAGCUCCCUCCUGGAUGCUCUUGGUCUCGCUGACAUCAACCAAGCAGAGGACUUCGUGGAUGGAGCCGCCCGGACUGGACGAUCCGCACCACAUGCCGAUCGCUGGUAGGAGAAAAGCGGCGGCAUUUUAGCAGCUCCCAGUUUCAGCCUUCAGGUGCAGUAAGACGACCUUCGCCGAUCUUGUGAAGAAGCUCUACGUCACCACUGGCAUGAGCUGGAAGGGUCGCAGAGGACCGCCGUUCGAUUCGUGCGAGCGUGUAGCCGUGUUCAUGUGGCGGCUGGGUGGAGACUCCACGGUCAGGCAGACCGCCCUUCAGUUUGGCCUGUCUCAGGGGACGGUAUCUCAGGUGACCCUGGAGGUGGCAAGGAGGGUCGAGAAGUAUCUUCGCGAUGGAAGCGUCUGGCGUCCUAGCCCGGGAGAGCAGCGGGAGAUGUCUGCAGCAUGGGAGCCCGAGAAGCAUCUCAGGUUGUUUUGUAUUCGUACUUUUCUCGAUUUGACCGCGCCUUUUGU